Molecule: messenger RNA, 467 nt
Organism: Egretta garzetta (little egret)
Lineage: Eukaryota; Metazoa; Chordata; Aves; Pelecaniformes; Ardeidae
Gene: POLR2F
Product: RNA polymerase II, I and III subunit F
Exons: 4
Biological process (GO): DNA-templated transcription
Cellular component (GO): nucleus; RNA polymerase II, core complex; RNA polymerase I complex
Molecular function (GO): DNA binding; DNA-directed RNA polymerase activity
Source: RefSeq, a predicted model, not a curated record
UGGGGGCGGCCCGGCCCGCAAAGUGCGUGUCCCUCCCGCAGCUUCGACGGGGACGACUUCGACGAUGUGGAGGAGGAUGAGGGCCUGGAGGACCUGGAGAACGCGGAGGAGGAGGGACAGGAGAACGUGGAAAUCCUCCCCUCAGGAGAGCGGCAGCAGGCGAACCAGAAGAGAAUCACUACCCCCUACAUGACCAAAUACGAGCGUGCCAGAGUCCUGGGCACUCGUGCCCUCCAGAUAGCGAUGUGUGCCCCUGUGAUGGUUGAGUUGGAAGGAGAGACAGACCCCUUGCUGAUCGCCAUGAAAGAACUCAAAGCACGCAAGAUCCCCAUAAUCAUCCGUCGUUACCUACCAGAUGGGAGCUAUGAAGACUGGGGUGUGGAUGAGUUAAUUAUCACAGACUGAUCAGCCUCCAGCUAUUGUUUUGGUUCUUUCCUUCUCCAGAGAUGUUUCUAUUUUUGUUUAUA